Microcebus murinus (gray mouse lemur) is the source of this 4692-nucleotide messenger RNA. The record is from RefSeq and is a predicted model, not a curated record. Lineage: Eukaryota; Metazoa; Chordata; Mammalia; Primates; Cheirogaleidae.
CUCUGUCUCAAAAUAAAAAAAAAAAUUCAAAAUGAUUUCUCUUUGUUGGGAGACUCCAACGCAGUUUUUAUGGGAAAGAAGGUGGGAUUGGAGGAGGUCAUCAAAAAAAAAAAGUCAGUUAUGAAGAAACUGGAGAGGUUUUUCUAGAGCUGGAUAUUGGAGCAAGUGUUCAUGCUUUAAUCAUUCCUGUCCCAGGGGUUUGACAGCUCAACAGUUGGAGAUUCACUGAGAAUCCGCAUAUUGGAAGGGGGCAGAAAACAGAGCGACCUGAGCAGGGCCCAUCAAAGUGGAGGCGCUGAGUCCCUGUGUGUCUCCCUUGCCUUUGCCGCAGUCUUCACAGUCAGAAAUGGGCAGAGAGGAUCAGAAAUGGGUAGAGAGGAUCAGAAAUGGGCGGAAAGGACCAGAAAAGGCCUAAAUUCCCUACACUGAGAGUAUUGGGUGUGUGCGCGUGUUUGUGUGCGUCAACAAUUCACGUAUGAAGAAGGCAACUCUGACCUCCCUUACAACAUUAUGGACUUCAGAUGAAGCCCACCCUUCCCGACCCCGUGAUGCCGGACGUGGGACUCCUGCAAACCACGUUUCUGCUUUGACGGCGGCCCCCUAAUAGGCUCUGCCGGCAGGGGGCGCUGGAGGGAGCCCGCCAGGCUGGAGGAGGGACUUCCUGUUUGCUUGCCAUGUACUUCCUGCUUCUGGGAGCAUCCCCAUGUCAACGCCUGUUUACCACGCAGUGGCCGUUCCCAUGUGUAGCUGCACUAAAUCCACUUCACAAUAACUGCGUUCAGAGCUGUCAGCUGCCUCUUGAGAGGUCUAGAUCUCAGCGUGAGGGCCCUCCUCUGAGCGCAGAGACCCCAGCAUUAGAGGAGCGGGGCCUCUACCCCAAUUUUAAAUUUAAUAACUUUCAUUUCCUCCCUUUAUUCCUUCAGUCUAGGGAUGGUAGCUAUUUACAUUGCUGCGGCUCUAUUAUUUAGCGCCCCUCCCAUCCCGUAAUUUACUUAACUUUAUAGCGAGUUAAGUUCUUUAUAUUAAAUUUACCCUGAUCGGAUAUUUGGUCAAGAAUGCUGUGUUUUUGGAGGGGUUGUUGGGGGUAGGGUAGAGAGAGGCUAAAAUAAUGUCAGCAGCUUUGAAAAAGGUAUUUUCCACACUGAUUUGCCAAAACCACCCCAUGGGGCUCUCACUGAAGUCCAAUAGCCCAUAGUGUAAUCCAUUCUUUAGACUGCCAACAAGCCUAGACUCACAGACAUUAGAGAGGGAGGGAGAUCUACCGUCUGGAACCCUGUGGAGAUUAAAGAGGAACCUGAGACAGUUUCUUGGACGGCUUGUGAAUAUCAGAAAAUAUAUUUUGGAGGGUUAGAAGACUGAGGGAUAUGGUUGGUCACAUUUGCUGCCAUGGAAUAAUUCAACCAGUCUUCACUUGGAAAGAGAAUCACACCCUGGCAAGAGAUCUUCACUAAGCACGAAAAAAGCUAUUAAAGGAUUCUUUGCUCCUCCUUCCCUGUGCCCAACCUCUACCGGCUUCCCAUUCCGUGACGAUGGCUCAGUGGAGGAGAGUCUGCCGGCAGCAUUACCUGUGGGCCCUGGGCUGCUAUAUGCUGCUGGCCAUUGUUGCUCUGAAACUUUCUCUCAGAUUAAAAUGUGACCACCUGGACUUGCAGUCCAGGGAGUUUCAAAGCCAGCACUGUAGGGAUAUCUUGUACAAGUCCCUGAAACUGCCAGCAAGGAGAUCCAUCAACUGCUCCAGGAUCGCCCGAGGGGACCAGGAAGCAGUGCUUCAGGCUCUUCUGAAUAACCUGGAGGUCAAGAACAAGCGGGAACCCUUCACAGAUGCAGACUACCUCCAGGCGACCAGACACUGUGAGCGCUUUAAGGCCAAAAGGAAGUUCAUACAGUUCCCACUGAGCAAAGAAGAGUUGGACUUCCCUCUUGCGUACUCAAUGGUGGUUCAUGAGAAGAUCGAAAACUUUGAAAGGUUGCUUCGAGCUGUGUACGCCCCUCAGAACAUAUACUGCGUCCAUGUGGAUGAGAAGUCCCCAGACACUUUCAAAGAGGCAGUCAGGGCGAUUACUUCAUGCUUCCCAAACGUCUUCAUUGCCAGUAAACUGGUUCCGGUGGUUUAUGCCUCCUGGUCCCGGGUGCAGGCUGACCUGAACUGCAUGGAGGACUUGCUCCAGAGCUCAGUGCCAUGGAAAUACUUCCUGAAUACGUGUGGGACAGACUUUCCUAUAAAGACCAACGCUGAGAUGGUCCAGGCCCUCAAGAUGUUGAAUGGAAGGAACAGUAUGGAAUCGGAGAUCCCUACUGAGUACAAAGCACUGCGCUGGAAACAUCACUAUGAGGUGAGAGACACAUUGUACAUAACCAGCAAGAUGAAGGACCCUCCCCCUAAUAAUUUAACCAUGUUCACGGGGAAUGCCUAUAUGGUGGCUUCCCGAGACUUUGUCCAACAUGUCUUAAAGAACCCCAAAUCCCAACAACUGAUUGAAUGGGUAAAAGACACCUAUAGCCCCGAUGAACACCUCUGGGCCACCCUUCAGCGUGCACGAUGGAUGCCUGGCUCUGUUCCCUACCACUCCAAGUAUGACAUCUCAGACAUGACUUCCAUUGCCAGGCUGGUUAAGUGGGAGGAGCAUGAGGGAGACGUCAAUAAGGGGGCACCAUAUGCACCUUGCUCUGGAAUCCACCAGCGGGCUAUCUGUAUUUAUGGAGCUGGGGACCUGCACUGGAUGCUUCAGAACCAUCACCUGUUGGCCAACAAAUUUGACCCAAAGGUAGACGAUAAUGUUCUUCAGUGCUUAGAAGAGUACCUACGUUACAAGGCCAUCUACGGGACCGAACUCUGAGAUGCACUGUGAGAGAAUUGCUACUUGUGGGGCAAGAGACUGUGCAGACAUGCCCAGAACUUCCUGGGACACUGUGGGCUGGGAGACCAGGGCUUUGGAAUCCUUGACAUCCCCUGGGAUGAGGGGGCUGCUAUUGGCGUGUAAGUAGAUCUGGUGCUGCGGGUGAUGCCGGCUGUGCUCACCCCCCUCCCCUAGUCCCAGGAGCUCCUGCACUGUCUUUCUCACCGAGAAUGGGAGCUGCUAUUAUCUGGGACAGGAAGGGAGGGAUGUGUGGCAGAGGACCCCGGGUUUCAGAUGAAUGCCUGGUGGCAGCUUUUCUGCUCUGUGGGGAGGCUGUUCCUAAUAAUUCUAGGCUUGGUAGUGCGGAGGGGGACUUUGAUGGAAAGAGAGCCUUCCCUUUUGUUCUUUUAACCAAAAAAAUAAAUAGCUCCUGAUUCAAAGUCCUACCUCGACUUUUCGCCUAAUACCCCAGAAAUAAUAUAAACAGAUAAAAUAUGUGAGAUUUUUUUCCUCACAACUCUAUGUGACAUUUAAGAUCCCUAAUGACUGUCAAGAGAGUCCUCAUUAUUCUGAAAUGGCCCAGGCAACCUGUAUGAAUAGCAAAUUCAAAAGCACAUAGAAGAACAGAGUUGGUUCUUCCAUUAUUGAAAGCCCUCCUCCUUUUGUUUAUGAGGUUCAUGACUUCUGUGAGGGAAAAGGCAGGUGUUUUAGCCAGUUUGACCACCCAUAUCCUUAUGGGAAAAUUAUGGCACUAAUUUUGUCAGCUUCACAGCCAAAGCUUAACUAACGUUCCAUAAUAGAGAUAAUUAUGGAUAAUUAGGUAAGGUUGUGUAUAAUUUAUUGCCCAAAGUGGAACACAUUUUAGUAGGGGAAAGGGCUGCACUAUUAAUAAUCAUGUCAAGAAACAAAAAUGAACUAGGACUGUCUAGCUAGGCCGGGAUGUCUGGUUAUUCCAUGUUUAGGCCUCUUGGGUCAAAAUUCUCUUAUUUUCGUAUGUGAAUGGAAGGAUCAUUAUUUGUGAGUUGCAGAUUAUACAUUUCCUUGUGGGGAGACAAUUAUGUGCAUAAAUAUAUAUAUAUAUACCUAUGUAUAGCAUGUGUGUUUAUAUACAUAUAUACACACACACACACACAUACACUCCCCACCUCUCAGAUGUUACCUGGGGAAACAGUUUCCUUUCUGAAGCUCUAGAGAGAGCUGUUGGCUAUUGGUUGUACUCUGUGAUGGGACAAGGGAUACUAUGAGAACAUAGGCAGCAGCCUUUGAAUAUAGCACAGCGGAUCUGCGUACAGGGUGCUCUGGAAAAGCAAUUUACAUGCGAGUUGAUUUGUGUGAUUUGAAUGCUGUUUCCAUUAACAUGUCAUAAUGUCAUUAAUAUGUUUCUUCAUUUCGGAUUGGGAUUCAAUUAAUCAAGUUUUCUUUCAAGAUCAACUUUCUCCAUGCAACCCCUGUAACUCUGACACAGUGACUUUUUUAAUCUAUAAGCUCGUGAUUCUUUUUUGUAAGGCUGUCUUCCUCUGGUCAUGGGCACUGCCACCACCAACUUGCCUGCACUGCCAUAUUGAGCUCUCUUCACCUUGCUGCCAGCUCCACCACGGAGACGACGGAGACGACAUAUGGCCUAGCCAUAUGUGCAGUGGAUGUGCCCGGUGCCCUGUAAGGGUCUGUCGCCGCCAGUAGUGAUCAUGGAUCCUCCCCCUAGUGGCCGAUGUGAUGACUGUCCUCAGUCCUCCUCUGAGGGAGACAGAAGGGACUGCACUACCACUGUGGGAAGGAUGCAGAAAAGCCUCCCUGAGUGCAUGUGUCCUGAGAAAAGAACCCAGGUCUUUGUCCUCAUAUUUAACUUAUUCUAAGA